Penicillium concentricum is the source of this 1107-nucleotide messenger RNA. Its product is annotated as wax synthase family protein. The record is from RefSeq and is a predicted model, not a curated record. The transcript has a single exon. The coding region runs from base 1 to 1107 and encodes 368 amino acids. NCBI's taxonomy places the organism in Eukaryota, Fungi, Ascomycota, Eurotiomycetes, Eurotiales, Aspergillaceae. Gene Ontology annotation, biological process: lipid metabolic process.
AUGGAUCUCCAGUCGCUUUCGCCGUUGUUCUACUACAUGGUAGCAAGCGUGCUCACUAUUACCGGUCUCAAGAGACGUCGGAAAAUUCGUCUUCUGUUACUAGGACCAGUCUGGCUAUUUUCUCUGUUGGCAUUGGCCUCAUCCCAUAGGCUGUCCUGGAUGAUUGGUGCUGAUAGCACUUUUGCAAGCGUGCUGGUCUUCUACCUGCUUUACUCGACAAAGUUGCUCGCUUUUGAUCAGCUUGCUGUCAAUCCAGAACUUAGCAAACAUGACUGGAGCUUUGUCGACUGUUACAGAACAUGGAACAAUCCGCGAGAACUACCAUUACGGAUAUCGCCCCUCGAAAAAGUGGAGCCAAGUGAUUCUAUUUCUCGAGUUCUAUUCUUCUUCAACCAGUCAAUGAAGGCAGCAGCUUUGUGGGCAUUCGAGCACUUUGCUUUCCAGAAAGUCUUCAUCUAUUCGCUUGGGCAAGUGGUUGUAGCUGACUUCUCGCCCGAAAUGGAAGUAGCUUUCCAGCUCUCGUCUCAUCAAAUCCAAGUUCGCGCAAUCAUGUCAGUCCAAUGGAUCUGGCGCGCCUAUUUCUUUCUGGAAUUCUACCAUUGUCUUUUGGCCAUCGCCUUCGUGGCCAUCCUGCGAUUCGAUUGUCCUAAAGAUUGGCCACCUCUCUUCGGGAGCCCAAUGGAAGCAUACAGCGUGCGAGGCUUUUGGGGUCGGUUCUGGCACAAGUUGACGAUACCUACGUACAUCUACUAUUCAAAACUUGUUUCUCGGCAAUUGAUGCGUAUACAGCCGGGUUCAAGUCUGGAAAAGACAAUAAUCCCGCUUUUCAUAUUCACGCUGUCUGGUUUCUCACACGCAUUGGUUGGAUGGUCAUUGGGAGACGCGGCACUAUCCCGAGACAUCCUAUUCUUUGAGAUGUGUUUCCUUGCUGCCGCGGCGGAGACUGCGAUAUCUAAGAUGAAAGUCACGAGUAUCUUGAGGGGGGUCUUCUCACCGCUGUCGCGAACGAUUGCGGGCAUGGCAUGGGUUUUUGUGUUCUUUUUCUGCAUAUCUCCAUUGUGGAUCUAUCCUAAGGUCUACCACGUUUUAUUAAAUCCAAUACGAUGA